This is a messenger RNA of Clarias gariepinus (North African catfish), 2192 nucleotides long. It is a transcript of the gene snai1b, whose product is annotated as snail family zinc finger 1b. Gene Ontology annotation, molecular function: DNA-binding transcription factor activity, RNA polymerase II-specific; RNA polymerase II cis-regulatory region sequence-specific DNA binding. The transcript is spliced from 3 exons. Lineage: Eukaryota; Metazoa; Chordata; Actinopteri; Siluriformes; Clariidae. The coding region runs from base 208 to 1008 and encodes 266 amino acids. The record is from RefSeq and is a predicted model, not a curated record. Gene Ontology annotation, biological process: regulation of DNA-templated transcription.
ACGUACCGCAGAACUUUAUUCACUUUGGAUACAGAGGAAAUUCCAACAGGACCUUGUUUUGUUUUUUUCCUUCUUCCAACUUUUCUGAACUUCCACAGUUCCUGGAGGUUGAUUCCUGAAGUUGGUUUAAAACUUUGUGCAGCUGCUUGAAGACUGCUGCAGUGGAUCCACACAGAGGGCGAAAGUAACGGUCAUCAGGCUCUCAAGAUGCCACGUUCAUUUUUGGUGAAGAAGUAUUUUACGAGCAAGAAGCCAAAUUACAGUGAACUGGAGAGCCAAAAUGGCCCAAUUUCCGCCAUGGUACCAGAACGCUACCCGCUUGCAGAGCUACCAACUAAAGAAGACGGUUCCCUGGUGACCACGUACGCUUCGGCUCUUGUCUGGACCACCAGCGCGCUUCCGCUUUCCUUCCCUCCUUCAUCCCCUACCACACCAUCCUCCAUCGCUCCCCUGGAUCUCAGUUCUCCAUCCAGCUCAGGCGAGGAAGACGAAGGCAGAACGUCCGACCCCCCAAGUCCAGAUCCUUCAGACCGAUUCCAGUGCGCCCACUGCGGGAUUUCCUGCAGGAGCCGUGCCGCACUUUCACGCCACCAGCUCUCGCAUUGCAGCGCAAGCACCAAUGCUAACCUGGUUGAGAAUUCCAACAUGGCCGACAGCACUACAACGAGAGCUGCCUUCCGGUGCAAACACUGCCCCAAAGAAUACAACAGCCUGGGAGCUUUGAAGAUGCACAUCCGCUCACACACACUUCCAUGCGUCUGCACCACCUGCGGAAAGGCGUUCUCCAGACCGUGGUUACUCAGGGGCCACAUUCGUACACACACCGGAGAGCGCCCAUUCUCAUGCAUUCAUUGUAACCGAGCCUUUGCUGACCGGUCCAAUCUGAGAGCUCAUCUUCAGACCCAUUCGGAGGUGAAAAAGUACCAGUGCAGCACCUGCUCCCGAACCUUCAGCCGCAUGUCACUCCUGCACAAACACACCGUCUCCAGCUGCUGCCCGACCGCCUAAACGCUCACACACACACACACACACACACACACAGCCAACGACGGAGACAAGGGUGUGAGCAGUGUCUAAACACCGUCCUGUUGACUGAGUCUGAUCAUGACCUGGUGGACGAAAUCAGGUUAAGGGGCAGAGCGAAGAUGCUUAGCUGGAACGAACCCUGAAAAUAUUUCCGAAGUGCCUUAUAUUGUGUUUCUUUUUUUUCCCCACUGGGCUUCAUACCAGUCAAAGACAGAUUUAGGCGAGAUCGCACAAAUGUGGCGCAAUGUUUUCCUUACCCAAUUCGAUCAAGGUUAAAGGGGGGGGUGGGGUGGUGGGAUAGGUGGGGGUUGUGCUCUGCAGUUGGGCCAUGCGCCUCAUUCUCAAGAUGCCCAUCGGUGCCGGCUGGUCCGGCCUUUUCGGUUUGCGUGCAGCUGCCGGAGAGGGGGGAAGUGAGUGUGUGUGGUGUAAGGGAGGGGGUAUCUCUCACCAUGCUCCACACACUUUGCAGCGAUGUAUUGGGACAGCUGUGUGAGCGGAGGCGGCGUGUCGACAGGCGUUUCAGCCCUGCCGAGCUUUCCACACUUCUUAGAGAAAAAAAAGAGCAAUAAACGCUGUCAGGUUCAACCAACACUCAUCCCUAAUGGGUUUUAUUUCCAAACAUUUGUAUCAUGCCUCUGAAUGUGUAUUAUUUUUUUUAUUCAAAUAAACUGUAAAGUGUGCACUAAAGUGUUGCAAAGCACAAUGAUUGUUGGAGAAAGUGACUUUAAAAAAAACAAAACAAUUUAUUGGGUAGCAUGAUUUAUAACAUUAAACACAAUAAACAGGUGUGUAUUAAUGGAAAAUUGGUGAGUGGCAAUAGUUAAAUGAAACUAAACACUCUUUGUCUUUGGACAGAGCUUUAUCUAAACAAAGAAAAGAAACCAAAGAUCGUUUCCAGGACCUUUUAUCUUUUGCAAUUUUUUUUUUUCAAAUUCUGUGUUGGUCCAUGGAGACUCUUCAAGCCAUAAUCUGCCUGUACAUGUGCCUUUCAUUCUUUUCUUAAACAUUGUAUUUGUAUUCAUACAUAUAUAUACAGUGAUUCUGUAACAGAGACGCUCUGCAAUCACUUUUUUUUUCCAUUCAGGUCCAUUGUAUCUCCAUUUGUCUCUUUUGUAUCUCCAUUUGAAGUGGGUUUUCAAUAAACUAAUUUAUGUUUGGAUAAAAAA